Molecule: messenger RNA, 1765 nt
Organism: Anastrepha obliqua
Lineage: Eukaryota; Metazoa; Arthropoda; Insecta; Diptera; Tephritidae
Gene: CkIIalpha
Product: casein kinase II subunit alpha
Exons: 5
Coding region: 504-1514 (336 amino acids)
Biological process (GO): protein phosphorylation
Cellular component (GO): protein kinase CK2 complex; cytosol; nucleus
Molecular function (GO): protein serine/threonine kinase activity; ATP binding
Source: RefSeq, a predicted model, not a curated record
ACAGCGAUAACAAUGCAAGAUUAGUGUAAUCGGCAUUACCGAAGGUAUCGUUUUUUCCAGCUCGUACUUCUUUUUUGCAGAUAUUCCAAAUGAAAGGUUGAAGUUAUAAUUCCAAGUGUGUAGCAGACAAAUCUGAAUAUAUUGACGGAAGAGUCGGAGUUGCGUUACUUUAUUAUUUUUGGUGUCUCCUUAAAGUUGUAAAAGGAAGUGGCACGUUUUAUAUCGUUUUGCGAAAUAUUGUUAUCGACAAAUUUUCGUCAUAUUGUAACUUGUGCAAGUAUUUAAUUUUGUACGGAUGUGAUUACGUUGCUGAAAGGCGUCAUAUCAGUGGUUUUGUGUUGUGGAAAUCCCAAAGCUCUGCUUAUUCUAAUAACAAAUCAAAAGCAAAGGCUGUAUUUGGGAAAAUUUAUACUAUCAAUAUUCAGGGGCUUAGGACGAAAAUCUCCUUGUUUUUGGAAACAUUUAACUUCUGAUUAUUUCGUAGACUUCUCUGUACUUCAAAAAUGACCCUACCAAGCGCUGCCCGAGUCUAUACAGAUGUGAACGCACACAAGCCAGACGAGUAUUGGGAUUAUGAGAAUUAUGUAGUAGAUUGGGCUAACCAAGAUGACUAUCAGCUCGUUCGAAAGUUGGGUCGCGGCAAAUAUUCAGAAGUAUUUGAAGCUAUAAAUAUUACAUCUACUGAAAAGUGUGUGGUUAAAAUCCUGAAACCAGUGAAGAAGAAGAAAAUUAAGCGUGAAAUAAAAAUUUUGGAAAAUUUGCGUGGUGGCACUAACAUUAUCACGUUACUGGCGGUUGUGAAAGACCCAGUUUCACGUACACCGGCUUUGAUUUUCGAACACGUAAACAACACUGAUUUUAAGCAAUUAUAUCAAACGCUAACGGAUUAUGAGAUUCGCUAUUAUUUGUUUGAACUGUUAAAGGCUCUAGACUAUUGCCAUAGUAUGGGUAUUAUGCAUCGCGAUGUAAAACCUCAUAACGUUAUGAUUGACCACGAAAAUCGCAAAUUGCGAUUGAUCGAUUGGGGUUUAGCAGAAUUUUAUCACCCAGGUCAAGAGUACAACGUACGCGUAGCCUCGCGCUAUUUUAAAGGCCCGGAGUUGCUUGUUGACUACCAAAUGUAUGAUUAUUCGUUAGAUAUGUGGUCUUUGGGCUGUAUGUUAGCCUCUAUGAUUUUUCGUAAAGAGCCAUUUUUUCACGGACACGAUAACUAUGACCAACUAGUGCGUAUCGCCAAGGUGCUGGGCACUGAAGAACUAUAUGCCUAUCUAGAUAAAUACAAUAUUGAGUUGGACCCUCGGUUCCACGAUAUUUUACAGCGACACUCACGUAAGAGGUGGGAAAGAUUUGUUCACUCGGAUAAUCAACAUCUUGUUUCACCAGAGGCCCUUGAUUUUCUUGACAAGCUCUUGCGUUAUGAUCACGUUGAACGUUUGACUGCACGUGAGGCAAUGGGGCAUCCAUACUUUUUACCAAUUGUUAACGGUCAAAUCAAAGCUAGCAAUCAACAAUAGAAUUAAGUACCGUAACAGAGCAUAAUGUUUGGAAAGCUAUAUUCAAAGGUCGGAAUGAAAAGUAAAAAGUACUCUCCCGGAAGCCAACCUAAUACUAUGAAGAAUAUGGGAGCGCGAAUUGUCUUCAAAAAUAAUGAGGAAACUAAUAAAUUUUAAUGAAAUAUGGAAUUAUACAUAAUCUAUUUAAUACAAUAACAGAAUAGAAUAAAAUAUAUAAAAACAGAAAAUAUAAUGUACUGAUUUCAAAUCAA